Molecule: messenger RNA, 2475 nt
Organism: Lytechinus pictus (painted urchin)
Lineage: Eukaryota; Metazoa; Echinodermata; Echinoidea; Temnopleuroida; Toxopneustidae
Product: di-N-acetylchitobiase-like
Exons: 7
Coding region: 569-1666 (365 amino acids)
Biological process (GO): oligosaccharide catabolic process
Molecular function (GO): chitin binding
Source: RefSeq, a predicted model, not a curated record
AGAUUUCAGUGAGAGAAACUUAACCAACAAAUCAAAAGAAAUGCUGAUGAGCCAAUCGUCGAAUAAGCACAGGUGUUGUAUCAAGAACCAAUCUUGUCCUAUUUGUCUGCGCAACCUUCUUCUUCUCAUAAAGUACUGCAGUCCAUCGACUGGUGUAUUUUCGUACUAUAUUUGGCAGGUCUUGCUCAUUAAUACAUGAAGUGUUCGUCACAGAUUACAUGUAUUAGAUAUCAAAAUGUAGAGGAAUAUUUUUUGUUGAUGGUGUAAAUGAAAUAUCAUAAUUAAUUUGCCUUUGAAGAAAAAAUGUGGGAAUCCCGGUUUCCUUUUUUCUGGGACGCUCUGUAUAGGCCUAUUUGUCAUAAUUAUAUCAUAACAAACAACCCCACACGUGAUAUUCAUUAUAAUUGUUCAAUAUACACCCGAUGAGUCGUGAUCAUUGAACUGUACUCUGCAGACCUCCCAAAUGAAUAGCAUUCAAACUUAUUGUAUCAAUAUACGAAUUCGGGGUUAUUGUGCAUCCAGCGACCACAACAGUUACAGAUCAAACUGGAUUCUAAACUGACUGAAAAUGGCGUUAUUGGUCCCACAUGUGUUGUUUUCGUGUAUGGUCUUGAUAUUGAGUUUGUCGGCGUCUGUUGACGGGGUUGAUUAUUUCAGGAGACGUCCCCCAUGCCACUGUUCUGAUGCGACAUUGUGUGAUCCAAUCAAAACUACUCCGAAGAAAGAGAUUCACGUAUUUUCUGUCGAUGGCCCGAACUGGAAAGACUACUUCUGGGACAAUAUCACAACAGUAGCUGUCCAAGAAGGCUUCGACCCUGAGUUGUUAUGCCACGCCCAUUCCAAAGGUGUUCGGGUCACCGUAUGGGGAUACUUUUCCGUGCAAACCCUUUUCAACGAGAGCGCCCGCAAUCGGUGGGUCGAGGAUACCGUGAACUACGCAGUGAAUAAUUUCAUCGAUGGGUACAAUAUCGACUUUGAAUUCCCUUUGCUGACGUCACAGGCACCAACUCUGACCGCAAUGAUCAAACAGACAAAAGAUGCCUUCAAGAAAGCCCUGCCAUACUCAGUAGUUACGCUAGAUUCGUCCUACUCCUCGAACUGCACCUUGUUUGGACGGUGCUACGACUACCUCGCCAUCAGCAAGAUCGUUGACUACAUCGUAAUCAUGGCGUAUGAUGAGCUGGACCUCAUUGGACUGAAAGGCAUGGCCAAUGCACCGCUGAAUAGAACAAGACAAGGUAUUGAUGACUUCCUGAAAGCCGGUGUUUCCCCUAGUAAGCUCGUUGUUGCCGUGCCCUGGUACGGAUACGACUUUACUUGUGCAGUUUUAAAUGAGGACGAUAUUUGUUACUACAAGUUGGGCGGUUGGAGAGAGCUGCAAUACCGUAAUAUUAUGAAACUCCUGGCAAAUAAUUCUACUACCGGUCGGAAGUGGAGCAAGGAAUACGAGUCGCCGUAUUUUGAUUAUAAGGAUAUGGGUUCUGGCGAGACCCACCAGUUAUGGUACGAUGACCCGACUAGUCUCGCUCUACGGUACCAAUUGGCAGCUGAAAAGCAGCUCUAUGGCGUGUCUGUGUACCAUGCGGAUAAUCUGGAUUACAGCACCAACAAAACGGCUGUCAAUGAGACUAAUGCAAUGUGGGAUGCUUUUGUGAGAGAAUAUUAAGUCAUUUCAAAGUCGACCGGCAAGCUGAACCGAAACUGUUAAUUAAACAUUCAAAUUAUGUUCCAAUAUCUGCAAGAACCGCCCAAACACAAAGAUAAAAACUUUGAAGGCAUAUUGAUUACUUUUCGAUAUUCAAACGAAAACACAGAACUAUGGCAAAUAUUGUCUCUUUUUUUCCAAGACUCGAACUCAGUUGUUAUAUAGAGCACGAUAGUGUUACGUGAUAUAAACAUUGCUAAUGGGCGUCGUAGCAUUCAUCGCCUUCCGGUGAACAAUGGUACAAUUUUAAACAAGGAUAUCUUAACGCAUAUCCGUGACAUGAGUUAUAAACCGAAUUAUCCGCGGACCCGGGACCGAGUUGGCUCACGGCUUCUGGAUCGUGACACGUGUGUGGUGUAAAUCUUUGUGUGCACUUGACCCUUUGGAGUACUUUUAAGUGCUUCCGGUGGUCUCAAAAGAGCGCGUUGUUCCUCUUUCCAUUUAUUUUUAAAUCUCGAUGGCUAAAUCAUCCGACAGUGUCUUUAAAGAAAAAAAAUGUUUUAUUAAAAGCUCCUGAGAGCAUUUCAUGAAACGUGAUUUUCACUGAUUAUUUGUUAUAAACUACUGAAAUACCUAUAUCUGAUUGGCUAAGAGGACACCUCUUGUUAUCGUGACUGUUUGGUAAUGCUUCUGCAAUUAUUCUUGUCUCGAGAUAGAAGAUCUACCAUGUUUGCAAAGUGCAAUCUAUAUAUAGAUGAAUAUUUUGUAUUAGGUUGAUUUAUAUAUACUAAAUCAGCGAAUCUUUUCAAUAAAAUUAAACCAUUAUAAAC